CCCUCUGUCUCUGUCUCUUCUCUUUGUCUCUGUCUCUCUUCAUCUCUCUGUCUCAGCUUCCCAUCCCUGCCACCUCUUUCCACCAUCUCUCUGUCCCCAUCACUUCUAAUCUGUCCUCUAGGGCACCAGGGCAGUCCGUGCUCUGCAGACUGCCCACCCCCACUGCCAAGCUCCAGGCUUGUGCCUGCUGCCCUCUGGGUGCCUGGCAUGUGACUGUCUCCAAAGCCGCUGGCGGAGGGCGCAUUCUCUUCUGAACCCUCACGUCCUGGGAUCCUGGAGACCCUGAGCUGAGGAACCCACAGAAUGCCCGGCCUGCUGAAUUGCAUCACGGGGGCAGCCCUGCCUCUCACAGCAUCUGAUGUCACUUCCUAUGUCAGUGGCUAUGCCCUGGGACUGACGGCCUCCCUCACCUAUGGCAACCUGGAGGCUCAGCCCUUCCAAGGUCUCUUUGUGUAUCCAAUGGAUGAAAAUACUACAGUGGUUGGCUUUGAGGCAGUUAUUGCCGACCGCGUAGUGACCAUACAGAUCAAAGACAAAGCCAAGCUGGACAGAAGCCACUUGGAUGUCCAGUCUGCCACUGUUACAGGGAACAUUCCACAAGAAGGGGUUCCCAUCGCCCCUCAUUCCUGCGCACCGGGAAAGGUGGCCUUGGAUGAGGAUCUGGAGCGGAUUCUGUUCGUUGUCAACCUGGGGACCAUCGAUCCCAUGGAGAAUGUCACCAUCUUCAUCAGCACCUCCUCGGAACUCCCCACGCUGCCCAGCGGGGCUGUGAGGGUCAUCCUGCCGGCCAUCUGUGCCCCGACUGUGCCUCAGUUAUGUACCUACAGAUCUGGCUCCCCCAGCCAACAGGCUCAAGGCAAAGACCCACACUGCUUUGGUAUCCAGGCCAUGGAACCCUGUAACAGGCUGCGUCUGGCCACUCUCCUAGACACGGAGGUGACCAACCCAAUGGAAUACGAAUUCAACUUUCAGCUGGAGAUCCGUGGGCCAUGUCUGCUCGCAGGGGUGGAGAGUCCCACACAUGAAAUUCGAGCAGACGCUGCCCCAUCAGCACACUCGGCCAAGAGCAUCAUCAUCACCUUGGCCAACAAACACACCUUUGACCGGCCAGUGGAGAUCCUUCUCCACCCCAGUGAGCCCCACAAGCCACAUGUCCUGGUGGAGAAAGGAGACAUGACCCUGGGGGAAUUCGACCAACACUUGAAGGGAAAAGCAGAUUUCAUUCGGGGGACCAAGAAGGACAGCAGCGCUGAGCGAAAGACAGAAGUCAUCCGGAAGCGUCUCCACAAAGACAUUCCCCACCACUCAGUCAUCAUGCUCAACUUCUGCCCUGACCUCCAGUCUAUGCAGCCCAAUCUGAGGAAGACCCAGGGAGAGUUUAUCUUCCUCAUCGACAGAAGCAGCAACAUGAGCAAGACCAGCAUCCAGUGUGUCAAGGAGACCAUGUUGGUGGCCCUUAAGAGCCUCAUGCCAGCCUGUCUCUUCAAUAUCAUUGGGUUUGGAUCCACCUUUAAAACAGUCUUUCCUUCCAGUCAGAUCUACAAUGAGGAGAACUUGGCCAAGGCAUGUAGUUGCAUCCAGAGGAUGAAAGCUGACAUGGGUAGCACCAACAUCCUCUCCCCUCUCAAGUGGAUCCUCCGUCAGCCAGUGCACCAGGGUCACCCACGGCUCCUCUUCCUGAUCACGGAUGGGGCCGUGAACAACACUGGGAAGGUUCUGGAACUGGUGCGGAAUCACGCCUCUUCUACCAGGUGCUACAGUUUUGGCAUUGGACCCAGUGUCUGCUACAGACUGGUGAAAGGGCUGGCAUCUGUAUCCAAGGGCAGUGCAGAAUUCCUGAUGGAGGGGGAGCGGCUGCAGCCAAAGAUGAUCAAAUCCUUGAAGAAGGCCAUGGCCCCAGUGCUGAGCGACGUGACUGUGGAGUGGGUCUUUCCUGAGACCACGGAGGCCCUGAUCUCUCCCGUCAGCAGCAGCUCCCUUUUCCCUGGGGAGCGGCUGAUGGGAUAUGGUAUCGUGUGCGAUGCUUCCUUGUACAUUUCCAAUUCUAGAUCUGACAAAAGGCGAAAGUAUGGCAUGCUGCACGCUCAGGAAUCCAGCAGCUCUGUCUUCUACCACUCUCAGGAUGAGGGAUUCAGCAGUGGAAACUGUGCCAAGAACUUCAAUCCAGGACAGACCAAAGACGCCAAUUCAUGCAAUGAAGAUGCCCCCCCACAUCAUGAUGUCUCCCAGCGAAGGAGGGCGUACAGCACUAACCAGAUCUCCAGCCACACACCUUGCCCAAGGGCCACCACAGCCAGCGAUCCCACUGGGACUUCCAGGAGAUACCCACUGAGAAAAGCUAACGUGCAAGACCUUGCCAAUCAGAGCAGCUCAGAGAGCCAACGAUGGCAGAUUGAUCUACAGCCCUUACUCAACAGUGGCCAUGACCUGAGCCAGGGCCCCAGACUGCACGGCCCAGGGGCCCGCAGGCCCUCACUACUGCCUCAGGGCUGCCAGCCCUUGCUGUUCUCUGGCCAGGAGCCCCAGGCAUGGAGCCCUAUGAGGGAGCUGGAUCCUGGUUCCAGCCCAAAGUCUGCCCCUGACAGCCGAAGCUCUGAGGACCUGGCCACGGAGCCACUCCAUCUUCCCUCCACCUUUGAGACAGAGACAUCCUCAGACUGGGAACCCAUGUCAGAAGAGCAAGCCAAUCCCUGCAGGCCUGCCACUCCAGGCCCUGUGCUGGGCAAGGCUUUGGUCAGAGGCCUGUGCAACAACCAGCGCUUGCAAUGGGAGGUGAGCUUCGAGCUGGAACCGCCAGCCCUGCAGAGGGAUGACACACAGGAUGCUGACAUGUGGAGUGAGACCUUCCAUCACCUGGCGGCUCGCGCCAUCAUCCGCGACUUCGAGCAGUUGGCAGAGCGCGAGGAUGAGAUAGAGCUGGGGUCCAAUCGCCGGUACCAGGUGAAUGCCGUGCACACCAGCAAGGCCUGCAACGUGAUCAGCAAGUACACGGCAUUUGUACCCGUGGACAUAAGCAAGAGGCAGUACCUGCCCUUAGUGGUGAAGUACCCCAACUCAGGUGCCAUUCUACGAAUGGUCAACUUCCGGAACCUGACCAAGCAGUGGAAGAUCUCUGCUGGUGCUGGAAGGUCCCAGGCCAUGCUAAGAGAACACUCCUCAGCCGCAGGAGACAGCAAAUUCCAAACCCUAGCCCUAAAAGAAAGCCCUACUUUGACCUUCGGUAAGAUCCUGUCCCCUGGCCAUGAGAAGCACACCGCUGCAGAUGGUCCCCCUCACAACCUGUCCACCAGUACUCUGUCCUCCGUGAAGGCCCCCGAGGCUCUCUUUGGAUCCAAGUUGAAUCUCAACAAGUCCAAGCUGCUGUCCCGAGCUGCCAAAGGCUUACUCAGCAAAUCACUGGCCAAGUCCCUAGAGCCAACCCCGGGCAGCCAGAGCUCCGACUACAUACCGCUGGUAUCUCUGCAGCUGGCCUCGGGAGCCUUUCUGCUCAACCAAGCCUUCUGCGAGGCCAUCCAAAUCCCCAUGGAGAAACUCAAGUGGACCUCACCCUUCCUCUGCCUCCGCAUGUCCCUUGCCACCCGCCGGCAAAAUCUGAAGACCCAGAGUCCACAGCACUGCACCGACCCCUCGUCUCCGCCCCCACCCUGCAACAACCUCUCCCUAGACAUGGAAGCUGAAAGCAACUCAGGCCUGGAGCCUAGUGCGCAUGCGCAGCUGGAGUACACAGGGAAGCUGUGGGCCACUGUGGUGGCCCUGGCGUGGCUGGAACACAGCUCCGCUAACUUCUUCAUCGAGUGGGAGCUGGUGGCUGCCAAGGCCAGCUCAUGGCUGGAGCAACAGGAGGUGCCCGAGGGUCGCACACCGAGCAUGCUCAAGACUACAGCUCGCCAGCUGUUCGUGCUCCUGCGACACUGGGAUGAAAACUUAGAGUUCAAUAUGCUAUGUUACAACCCCAAUUAUGUGUAAGGGAGGGGGAGGGCCUGCUUUGGUUGUUAGGGGAACUUUUUGAAAGCUGUAGCAAAUAUAGUCUUGCUAGAAAGAGCCGUGGACUGGCAGUGGGUAGGCCUGAACUCUCGAUCCCAACCUGGCAGCCACCUUCUAAC
Molecule: messenger RNA, 4103 nt
Organism: Acomys russatus (golden spiny mouse)
Lineage: Eukaryota; Metazoa; Chordata; Mammalia; Rodentia; Muridae
Gene: Vwa5b1
Product: von Willebrand factor A domain containing 5B1
Exons: 22
Coding region: 304-3966 (1220 amino acids)
Source: RefSeq, a predicted model, not a curated record